This is a messenger RNA of Solanum verrucosum, 800 nucleotides long. Its product is annotated as basic form of pathogenesis-related protein 1-like. Lineage: Eukaryota; Viridiplantae; Streptophyta; Magnoliopsida; Solanales; Solanaceae. The transcript has a single exon. The record is from RefSeq and is a predicted model, not a curated record. Gene Ontology annotation, cellular component: extracellular region. Bases 106 to 645 code for a protein of 179 amino acids.
CACCUUUCAAUUCUUUAAUAUCUUCCACAAAAUUGUAGACUAUUCAACUCUUAUUCCCUAUUUAAACUAAUCCAAACUAUUCCUUAAUUCUCACCAAAACACAAAAUGGGAUACUCCAAUAUUGCCUUAAUCAUUUGUUUCCUUAUCUUUGCUAUAUUUCACUCAUCACAAGCUCAAAACUCUCCCCAAGAUUAUCUUAACCCUCACAAUGCAGCUCGUAGACAAGUUGGUGUCGGUCCUAUGACAUGGGACAAUAGGCUAGCAGCAUUUGCCCAAAAUUACGCCAAUCAAAGAGCUGGGGACUGCAGGAUGCAACACUCUGGUGGCCCUUACGGUGAAAACCUAGCUGCCGCUUUCCCCCAGCUCAACGCGGCUGGUGCUGUGAAGAUGUGGGUCGAUGAGAAGCAAUGGUACAAUUAUAAUUCAAAUACUUGUCAAGCGGGUAAAGUAUGUGGACACUAUACUCAGGUGGUGUGGCGUAACUCGGUACGUCUUGGUUGUGCUAGGGUCAGGUGCAACAACGGGUGGUAUUUUAUAACUUGUAAUUAUGAUCCACCAGGUAACUGGAUAGGACAACGUCCAUACGGUGAUCUUGAAAAUCAACCGGCUUUCGAUUCCAAGUUGGAACUUCCAACUGAUGUCUAAUUAUAAGUUUACAUGAUCAAACACAUGAAUGAAUAAAACGAUCAAAUGUUUUAAGGAAAAUAAAAUCCAGGAUAUGCUUAUGUGAUGUUAUCUUAUGUAGUGACUGGGGAAAAAUGUAGUCUAAACUUAUAUAUAUGCGUGCUUUUUUGUUGGUA